Schistosoma margrebowiei is the source of this 1363-nucleotide messenger RNA. NCBI's taxonomy places the organism in Eukaryota, Metazoa, Platyhelminthes, Trematoda, Strigeidida, Schistosomatidae. The record is from the annotation of a GenBank genome assembly.
GAAACAGAUGUUAGCGCGCGAUUUCAAGGCCGGCGUUACGGCGUGCUCACAUGUUCGUGCAAACUAGCAAUCUUCAUGUUAUCGUGCUUUUUGAGAAAUAAUUGUGUGACGUAAACCUAUGUUUUACGCUGAAAUUAAUGCCCUCUAAAUUGUCUCACUUAUUUACAAACUUUUAUCCUACUGUCAUGAAUAAUAAAAUAAUUAGUGUGAAAGAUGCAAGUUUGAAUCUUAAUGCAAUCGUUCAGUUAAUCAGUCAAAAUGAUGGUGUAAUAGCACUUCCAACGGACACUAUCUAUGGAUUAGCUUGUUCCGUUUUUAAUAGUGAAGCAAUUGAACGAAUACGUCGUAUUAAAGGUCGUUCAGAGACUAAACCUAUGGCUAUAUGUUUAGAUCAGGUAUCGCAUAUCUCCCACUGGUGUGAUACAAAAAAUAUUCCAACUGGUCUGCUAUCAGAUCUUCUCCCUGGUCCUGUCACUGUUCUAUUACCACGUUUUUCUGAUAGACUUCAGGAUCCAUUGAGCACUCAUUUGCUAAACCCAAGCGAUAAGCGUGUUGGAAUUCGAAUACCAGAUUCCGGUUUUAUACGUAAACUUAUAUCAGCUUUGAAUGAACAAACUAGAUUCUCAUCAAUUGUUGGCAAUAAUGUUGAACAUUCUAGUGGUUGUGAUAAGCACGAUAGUACCAGUAUUGGUGGUGGUCAUCCAUUAGUGUUAACCUCAGCAAAUUUAAGUGGACAACCGUCGGCGAUUCAAAUCGAGGAAUUUUCCGAAAUUUGGUCAUCCAUUGACUUGAUCAUCAAUGGUGGUCCCAUUCAAUCUGAUAUGUCCUCAAAAAGCUCCGAUUGUAGCCGGGCCGGUUCAACCAUUAUUGACUUGUGCAACUGUGACAAGUCUGUUUAUUCUGUAGUACGAAAUGGCAGUGCAUUCAAUUCAACGGUAGCCAUAUUAGAAGGUCGUUACAAUCUUUCUCUCGCAGACAAUUUCUCCAACAUAAACAAUUGAAAACUAAUUCCAUUUUUUAAAUGAUAUUUCAUGUAAAUGGUUUGAAUUUUCCCUCCUAUUCUUCUUCUUUUUCUUCAAUAAUCUAAUUCUCCUACGCAUUCACACUCCUCCAUUUGUCUUCGAAUCAAUGUAUUCGUAUUAUUAUUAUUAUUAUGUAACCCCGUAUUUUACUUUUCUUUGCACAUUCAGGGAUUUCUUCUUCAUUUAACUUUGAUGAUGAUAAUGAUGAUUUUUACUAUUAUUGUUAUCCUUUUUUUUGUAAUUUGUUUUCAUCGACAAAAAAUAUAUAUAUAUCCGUCGGUUGUUAAGAUAAACAGUGAUGUUAAAAUUCACUUAUCAAAUAUGAUUGUAUUCAGUUACAG